AGUUUCCCCUUCCGGGUCAACAUUUUGAAAAAUAGAUGAACUAGUCAUAUAGAUAUAUUUGUACGUGUGGGUAUUGAAGUGUUUAUGCGCACAUUCACUGCUCACAUGUAAUGGCGAGGUCACGCAAACAAGCGGGACUUCCUGUUUGCGGUCACGUAACCAAAUAUGGCCUGAAACCCUGUGACGUUGUGUUCUUAAAAUUUCAAUGGAAACGAUCCAGAAAGCCAAUCUACGAUAUGAGCAAUUUCAACUCCUUUGAGCAGGCCUGCGCUGCUGGUCUGUGCCAAUGAACGUUGAUGUUUUGGACCAGCAGCUGAAGCUCUUUGUGUCCAGACACUCCGCUUUCUUGUCAGAGGACAUCCCAGGUCAGCGGACACUGCAGCACCACGGAGACGUUCUGGACACACAGGUUGUUUUGAAUCCGGCUCACGACCUGGUCUGCUCAGAGGUGCGGCGGCUGCUCUGUGAGCCUUCUCGACACAAACUGUUGGUGCUAGCUGGUCAGUGCGUCGAGGACGUUGGGGACGUUGUGUUGCAGAAAGGCCGCUUCUCUCUGGACAACCUGAUCCAGAUCUGUGCUGACGAAGAGGUUGCCCACUUGUGGAGCUCCAGGGCAAAGGCAACUCUUACCCUCAGCUGCCCGGACCUGGGCCUUUGGAGGGACGACCUGUUGAAGAAGCACAACCUGCUUGACGUCAUAAACAUCCAGAUCAACCCUCCCCUGCUCCUCCCACAGAUGGAAGGCCUGCAAGAGUUCACAGAGUACCUCUCAGAGUGUCUGGAACCCGAGUCCCCUUUUGACCUCCUGGAGCCCCCAAGCACUGUGGGGUUCUUGAAACUCUCCCGUCCCUGUUGCUACAUCUUCCCCGGGGGUAAGGGAGACUCUGCAUUCUUUGCUGUGAAUGGCUUCAAUAUCCUGGUAAAUGGAGGCUCCGACUCCCGCUCCUGCUUCUGGAAACUAGUCCGACAUCUGGACAGAAUCGACUCGGUCCUCUUAAGUCACAUCGGCGUGGACAAUCUUCCUGGGCUGAACAGCUUGCUACUGAGGAAAGUAGCCGAGCAGGACCAGGACUUAGCUGCAGGUCAGCCUGAAGAAGACUGGAUGAAAAAACUCAUCUCCCCGGAGAUUGGAAUAGUUUUCUUCAAUGUUCCGGACAGAUUGAAAGCCAUACAGGGAGAUCCCAGUGAGCUUCGUAGUGUUGACCAGGGGGCACUGAUCUUAGAGUGCUUGCAAAGACUUGCUAUCAAAGCACAACCUCUGUGUCGGUCCAGUGUAGCAUCUAUUGAGCCACUUGUCUUGUUCCACAAGAUGGGAGUAGGCCGUCUGGAGUUGUAUCCACUGAAUCCAAUCAGUGGCAGUAAAGAAUUGGAGGAGUUGUUGCAGACUUUGCCCAAAAGUUCCAACUUGAAAGGCUCGGAUCUUCCACUUGCAUGCCUCACUUCCAUCUGUGCUUUGCUGGUGUGGCAUCCCUCUAGCAAUCAGGAGAAGAUUGUCCGGGUCCUUUUCCCAGGAUGCACGCCACAGCGUAAAAUUCUGGAUGGACUUGAAAGACUAAAACAUCUGGAUUUCCUCAGUGUUCCUGUGGUGAGUUCAAAGGACCUAGAAAUGUCCAAAGCGGAGAAACUUCCAAAGCGUGCCGAAAGUCGAGAAAGCCUCAAGUCCCGAGACUUGCGGACCAGCAGUGCCUUGCAGAAAGACAAAAAUGGCCGACUUCCUGUCAAAAAACUGGAGGUGAGAAUGAAGCCAAAGGCAGCAGUUGACACUGCGACCAAAGAGAGAGACCAAGAGGCCAAAUCUAAGCCAGUGAAGCCAGCUGAGAAGCUCAUUCCAAAGAAGGACCUGUCCAAAGAUGAGAGAAAGAAAGAGAAUGGUGAUAAAAAGAAAGAAAGUGUCAAGAAGGAAAGUGUAAAACUGAAGAAAGAAAAUAAAAUGGAAGCCAAAAAAGAGACUAAGAGGGAAGACAAGAAAGUAGCUGCAUCAGCCAUCAAAGAUGUAAAGAAAGUGAGCGGAGCUUCAAGUUCAGAAGUGAGAAAAUCUGCAUUCAGGAGUCCGAAGACGGACACGUUGAACAAAGGGACGAAAGAUAAAGCUGUUUGUACAGAGCAGAACUUGUCAGCUGAAGACGACACGAACCCUACCGAAAAGACCUCAGAACUUCCGAACGGUGACACAGACAGGAAGAACCCAGCGAGUCCAGAGACAGUCCCUCGUAUGGACACCUCCUUAAGUCCAACUGAUGACAUAUCCUCCAAAAGUGGACCAGAGAAUCAAGGUAACAAUGCAGUACAAGCGACUGAAGUGGACAGAACAGCCAGUCUGGCCUUGGAUGGCCUCAGUCAAGAAGGUCCUAUCAGGACCUCAAACACAGAAGAUUCUCUUUUCUUUCAGGACAAAAAGUCCACUCAUAUUGUGGGAGACAUUCCAGACUCCUCCCCCACAUUGACCACCAUGCCGGCUGAAUUCUACUCUCCUCCCACCUCAGAGCAAGUCCUGAUGUUUAGCUCGGAAUCACAGCCAGGGCCGCCAAAAGACAGAUGCUGCUCCAAUGGACAUGUGACUGGCUCAGAACAUAAUGUGGAGCAUUCCCUGAAUGGUCGCUGGGGAAUUGGAUGUGAGGAACAUAUUCACGGGAUGUCAGAGCUGACCACAGACGUUCUUCAUGAUGUCGAUCUUUGCUUGGUUUCGCCUUGUGAGUUCCAGCACCACAAGGCUCCAGAGAACCAGAGCAGCAGCCAGAGCACUGAAGCCUGCAGCCAGGGAACUCCGCCCACAUCAGUCAGCGAGUCCCUGUUGAUGGCCACAGACUCUGAUGUCCCGCCUGCAACGGAAGACUGUCCUUCCCUCAGCGCAGACUCCGAUGAUGAUGAUUCUGGUAGCCUCCUGUUUCCGGGACAUCCUGGUAUGCCCCUCUCCCACCUGACGGCUCAGCAUUCCUCCCUGGACCCGCCACCCGCCCUGGUCAGGGAUCUGCCCCCGUUACCCCCCCAACCGGAAACAUGCAUGGCAGAUUUUGACACAUCAAGCAAGAACCAAAAGACGUCUGCCAGCAGGACCAAAAAAUCCACAGGAGUGUUGCAGAGGGCCACUGCCGGAAGCCCGUCAGGGCACAACGUGAAGUCAAAGGCCAGCAGCACUGUGCCACUUAAAACGACCCCCGUCACUGAAGCAAGGCCAUCAAGCCGAAUUUCACUGGGAGGCUCGCGAAGUGGAACUGCCAAACCUUCAGUGUCAGCAUCCAAAACAUCAGAGGCAUCUGCUGUCCAUGUGGACCUGGCCUACCUGCCAUCCGGAUCAGCCUCCUCCACAGUCACCUCGGACUUCUUCAGACAGCUUCGCUCCUCCUAUUACGUCGUGAGUGGCGAUGAGCCCGUGAAAGCGGUGGCCAUGAGAAGCAUCCUGGAUGCACUGCUGGAUGGCAAGAGCAGCUGGCCGGACUUACAGGUGACUCUGAUCCCGACGUUUGAUUCAGUGGCCAUGCACGAGUGGUACCAAGAAACCCAUGAGCAGCAGAAGCAGCUGUCAAUCACCGUCUUGGGGAGCAACAGCACCGUGGCCAUGCAGGAGGAGACCUUCCCUGCCUGCAAGGUGGAGUUCUGAGUCUGGCCCCAUCCACCCGACCCAGAGGUUUUUGCCGUGGUUACGAGCUGACUGGGAAUAGUAAACGGUUGCCUUGUCAGAACUCACCCGUCCCUUUGAUUGGCUGGUCUAUUGUAGCACAGCUUUCUGUCUGCUGGACCAGGACUUAUCAGUCCACAAAAUCCUCAAGUCAGUUCUCACGAAGCAGGUUCUUCAGUUGCAAGUAGGCAGAGUUAAAGCGGAUGAGGAACCAGUGGAGGUUCAGGUUGAUAGUGAUAAGGCUAUGUGAGCGAUUGUGUAAAUGAAAGUGUUGGGAGUGUUGUUGUAGCAUGUGGAUGUGAAACCUGAGCUUUUUAUAUCAACUUAACUACACAGUAGAUCCCCACAAAUGGUGGAAAGCUGCAGAUAUGGAAAAAGCCCUAAACAUUUUUGGUACUGUAAACCAGGGGUAUGGAACCUAUGGCUCAGGAGCCACAUGUGGUGCUUUUGAUGACUGCAUCUGGCUCUCAGACAUUUCUUCACGCUAACAUUUAUUAAAAUUUUCUGUAAAACAUUGCAGAAAUAACGGUGUUGAAAAUAACUUUCUUGCCCAUUUUAAUCCAUCCAUCCAUUUCUACCGCAAUGUGGGUGGCCGGAGCCAAUCCCAGCUGUCCUUGCGAUAUUUUUUGGGUCAGACACCAAAACUCGAUUGUUACUGGAUAAUGGUAGUAGCCUACCGGUUCAUUGAGGUGUCAAGAAGUAAACUUCCCUUCUUUAAUCAAAUAGUCAGCUGGCUAAUUCUGCAAAGCCAAACCUUUUGACAAAGAAGAUGGUGAAAAGAAAGAAAGAUACGGAGUAUAGUGCAAAACCGUGCAGCACCAGAAGUCGCAUUAAUGGUAAGAAGCAUUUUAUUUAUUAUAGCUUCACUAUCAGACACUAGAGAGAAUGUUAUUAAAAAGAAUAAAUUCAGAGACUUCUACUCUAAAAUUGUUGGUUUUACUUUAAAAAAUGCACGCAUUUAGUUGUAUUCAAUGUUAAAAAAAUAUUAUAUGGGUUUUACGGAAAUACACUUUUUAAAAUGUGUGGCUUUCAUGGCUCUCUUAGCCAAAAAGGUUCCCGACCCCUGCUGUAAACCAACACACCUCUCACAGUUAUUAAACACACUUUACAUUCAGUUUUACACAUUAAGAAACAAUUACAGACAUGCAGUAUGCAGUAUUGUACUUUAAAACGAGCAGUUACACAACAUCACCAACAUCUUCUUGCUGGAAAAUGUUGAAUGAAUUGACUCGUGAGACAGCGCCCUCUACAGGAUUUCAAAGCUACAGCACUUUCUUUCACUUUCUUCCUGCUGAUGGCAAGCAAAGACUGUCAAGCAUUAAGCUUCCAGGAAAAAAAAACGUAUUAUUUGCAAUUUAAAGCAGAGAAAAUAUGCGGGGGAGACAAUGCCCAGCCGCAAAUAGUCGGGGAUCUACAUUACUCCACCCUAAAAUUACUGAUGGAUGAAGCCAGACUCUUGGUGUAAAGGGAUGAAGUUCGAUGUUAGCAUAAAGCUCUGAAUAUGAAGCUAGCAGGUUGCAUAAACACGAUGGUAAGUUUUCUUUUUCAUGGUAAUCACCUUUUGCAUUGCAUGAUUGGCUGACAGCUGUCAGAAUGACACAAGGAGAGGAGGAGUAACAAGGCAAAAAAGGCAAAGUGUUGGCAGGCUAAAAACUCAAAAUUGUUCUUUUAAUUUAUUUAUUUAUUUGUACACUUUUUCCACAAGUCUUUGUUUGCAUCUGCAUGUUAAUGACUUUGAUAUUGAAGUUCUUGAAGAUAUAAUGAAACCCUUACAUAAAAGCAGUCGGUAAAAAAAAUACUGUACGUCCCCUGCUGGCUUCCUGUUGCAAAAGAAAAUGUGGAUGGAGUUUCAAUUCAGAUUUGUCUCUGGUCCUUUUUGGUUUCUACCAACACUAGCCUUUUUAACGAGCUUGUUUCUCUCUACGUAAAAAUUAAAUGUAUUUUUAUCACUUUUGCAUACACACAAACAGCUGUUUCAGGUUGUUUUACUGGUUUUUGAAACACUAAUUUGAAGUUUUAUCUAUU
This is a messenger RNA of Dunckerocampus dactyliophorus (ringed pipefish), 5641 nucleotides long. RefSeq names its product microtubule-associated protein 1Sa (gene map1sa). The coding region runs from base 287 to 3598 and encodes 1103 amino acids. Gene Ontology annotation, cellular component: synapse; cytosol; dendrite. Gene Ontology annotation, biological process: microtubule cytoskeleton organization; dendrite development; axonogenesis. Gene Ontology annotation, molecular function: microtubule binding; actin binding. Lineage: Eukaryota; Metazoa; Chordata; Actinopteri; Syngnathiformes; Syngnathidae. The transcript has 7 exons. The record is from RefSeq and is a predicted model, not a curated record.